UCGCCGGGAUGGAGAGAGGGAGUGAGAGAGGGACUGAGAAAGAGAGAUAGGAACAAGAGAGAGAGAUACAAAGUGGGAGAGAGGGAUAGAGAAAUAGAAAGGGAGAGAGGGAUAAACAGCAAGGGAGGAUACAAAUAGAGCGAGAUAGAAAGAGGAUGAGGGAGAGAAAGCGACUGAGAGAGAGAGAGAUACAGGGAGAGUGAAAGAUGUAAAUAGAUAAAUAGAGAGAGGGAGAGGGAGAGAGAUGAGCACAAAUAGAGCGAGAAAAAGAGAGGCAUAAAUAGAAAGAGAAAUUGAAAGAAGAUAGAGCGAUGGAGAGAGAUAAAUAGAGCGAGAUAGAAAGAGGGAGAGAGAGAGAGAAAACGAAGGGAGAGACAUAAAUAGUUUGAGAAAAAUAGAGAGGGGGAGACGUAGAGAGAGGGAGUGAAGAUAAACGCAAAUAGAGUGAGAAAAAAGAGAGUUGAGUUGGAAUCGGAUGGGCCGUGGAGCCCGGAUGUUUGUUCCUGGAUAAGAGGAGACAUCGGGAACGCUGAGGCCGUCAGGGCGAGGCUCCCCUCGGAGGGGAGGGGGAGCGCGAGCGCGAGGGCGUCCCCGGAGCCACGAGAGCGUGCGCUCGCUAUCAGCGCGUUCCCCUGUGCGAGGAGCGAUCGCGCGGCCCGCGUCCCGCAGGAGCAGGCACCAGAUAAACGCCAUCGCUCAGUACCGACGGCGCUACUCGAACCUCCUGGUGAUUGUCGCAACUGGAAUGGCCAUGGCUGUGCUCAUCCCGUGCCUGAUCUACCUCCUGUUUGAGACCAGCCAGUUGGCUCAGACGUACAGCAUGCUGCAGGCCAACUUCACCCGACUGGGCCAUGUUUACAAUGAGCUGAAGGAUAACAUGAACACAGUGAAACACAGCUACGACAGCUCGAACCACACCCUCACUGCUGUCUACAAGAUCUUAAACGCUCUCGUUGACCGCGGAUACAGGGCAUGUCCCAGAACCUGGAUAAAAUUCCAACGGAUUUGCUACCACAUUUCGAGGAAGCUGGAGACAUGGCAGGAGGCCAACACCAGCUGCGCCUCGCAAAAUGCCACAUUAGUCAUGGUUAACAGCGAAGCUCAGCAGGAGUUUCUGGCCAGUUUCGAUAAAGGGAAUCGUUGGAUCGGACUGAACAAUCUGCAAAACAUCCAGUCUUUCCGCUGGGUGAACGGGGAGCCGUUGGUGACUGGGUACUGGUCCUCGAAUGAGCCGGAUAAAUCCAAGGCUAAACGAUGUGUGCGGAAGACGGUUGAUGGAACUUGGAAAUCCGAUCAGUGCGACAAUCGCUACUCCUAUAUCUGUCAGAUCCGCUCCAUCAACUACAUCAUUCAGCUGUUAAAUCUUCCAUUUCCCAUCGAGUCGCAACUGUGAGGGGGUGGGUGCAGAGACGGGGCGGGAUGGGGGGUGUUCGGGAGAGAGGAGAGACUCCUCUCCAUAGCGGGGUCGCUCCCCAGCCACACCACCACAUCUCCAGCACUUCCGGCUUUCCCCACCUCUCCCAUCCUUCCAAACCCCAGGAGAAUAUCAACUCAAUUUACCCACAGGACGGUUCCCCCCACCACCCCGUCACCACCUACCUGAACCUGUCCCCACCUUCCAGCCCCCGCGGGGCAGCCCUUUGCUGGCCUUUACCUCCUCCCCGCCACCGCCGGCGAAUAUGUACGUGUCCUUCCCUGAGAUCCAGAAGUGGAAAACGCAGCGAACAUGCCGGGAAUCCGGAGAAGAAGCGAGAGUGCUGGCUUAGGGCUGGAGACUGUACCAUACGUUCGUAUAUCAGGUUGUCGGGUUUGAUAUCUCCGCAAGUGGACUCGGGCAGGAUCGGAGAUCCCGGUUUUUGGGAGAGAGCUCCAGGCGUGGUUUCGUGGAUCAGCGCAUUCCACAGGCUCCGUGCCCCGGAUUUGGACUCAUGUUCCCUUCCCCCUGCCUGCCCAGUCCUGUGAUGGCCUGGCCUGGGUUUCAGAUUCGAGUUGACUUCUUCAGACUGUUCGGCAUCCCACCUUUUGUCAAUAAAAUGGUUCAUACAAA
This is a messenger RNA of Stegostoma tigrinum, 2047 nucleotides long. RefSeq names its product CD209 antigen-like protein C. The transcript has 7 exons. The record is from RefSeq and is a predicted model, not a curated record. The coding region runs from base 746 to 1393 and encodes 215 amino acids. Lineage: Eukaryota; Metazoa; Chordata; Chondrichthyes; Orectolobiformes; Stegostomatidae.